AUGGUGAUGGUAUUUGUGGUGUGGGCCCCGCCAGAAGUGUAUCGCGGCAACCGGCCAACGGUGAGCAGGGGGCGGGGGGCGCGCCCCGGCAAGCGGGAGGCCGGUGCUUGCUCCCGGGACUGCGGCGAGGGUCCGACGACCGCUCUGCCCGCCCUGUGCUGUCGGGUCCUGUCCCCAAGCCCCGACCCCGCAUUGCUGGGCGAUGAGGUCAGCCCCGGUUGCGGGUGCACGGACAGGGCGUCCGUCCGGAGCUGGGGGACCCGGCCCUCGGGGGAGAGGAGCGGCGGGCGCCGGGGCUUGACCCGCGUGCCCCGUGGGCGGGCGCAGCGGAGCUUCCCCGCGACCCUCAGUGCCGGGUUCCAGGAGCACGUGUGGGAGCUGCCCGCGCUCCGCGGCCCCGAGGCCGCCCUUUCCGUUCCUCUUCCCGCCCGCCGUCCUGCUGGCGAGUCGGGGUCUCGGGCCGGCGCGGACAGCCCCCCGACCUGGGGCUCCGGGGGCGGCAGCCCGCGCCGGCGGGCGGUGUGGGGAGGGCGUUGGUUGCGGGCGCUCCUGCCGCCGCGCCCGCCGGGGCCCCCACCCCGCGCCCCCUGCUGCUGGGAAAGCCGGCGGGGGCUGCGGGCGGGCGGCGGGCGGGCUGCCCAGACCACUGCGUCACCCCGGCGGUGGGCGGUGGGUGACUCAUCCGGCCUUAACGGCCCAGGGCGUGGCGUGGCGAGGCGGCGGGGCCGGACCUGCAGGACCGGAAGUGGACGGCCGCCUUCCCGCCCCUGCGGGCCCCCCGGAGCCUGCUGGAGCCCCGGCCGGGGGAGUUCUGGGGCAGCCCGGCGUCUGGGAGCAGACGGGAGCGUGGCGGGAGUGAGGGAUUUCAGGGAGCGGGCGCUCUAACUCCGGACUUGCCCUCGGUGCCCAGAGCAUUGCUUCUGAACUAGUCCUUGAGUCCAAUUCUCUGUCCCCCGACGUGUAACUUCCCACGCCUCCAGCCCCCCACCCCCGCCUCUGCCGCUGACCUAGCCCCCCCCCACCCCGCCCCACAAGGGAUCCCUCGCACCUGCGUGCACCUGGGAACUGCCGUGGUGGGGGGGCGCUUUUCCACGGAGGCCGCGUGUGGCCCCCGGGCGCGGAGCCUCCUCCCCACUGCAUGGGUGUUGCGUGCGUGUUUCUGCCCGGCGCCCCCACCCUGCGGGGUUCCUGUGUUUGGUACACAGAAGCCAUGGCAACGGCCCCACCUCACCCCUCCGCCCGCUAGCCUUGCGGCUUCCUGUUUGUGCGGCUUGGGCUUUCUCUUCUGCUCUUCUGCUCUGCUCGCUGACUUGAUGGGGAGGGGCUGUCCCCGGAGGGGCCCCUCGAUCCCAGGUGUCCACCACCCUUGCCUCUGCCUGCUUCCUCUGCGUUUCCCUCUGGGGGCGGCCCCCCCAAUCUGGUCCUUUCGGAAUAGCCCUAAGCCCCAUUCUGACUUGGGAAGUUCCCCUGCGACCUGUGUGCACAAUGAAAGGAGAGUCUCUUUGUCCCCCCCGCCCCCCCCCCCCCGUGAGUGAGACGCCCCAGCCACGGAUCUUUGGCAUCUGCGUGGGGUGGGGUGAGGUGAGAGGCCUGCCCCUCCCCCUCGUGAGAGCACUGCAGUCUUGUGGGUGGGGGUGAGGGCUGUUCCCCCUGCUGUAGGCAGCUGUAGGCCCCUCUGGCUUAUGUUACUCACCAGGGGGCCGACCCCCAAGUGGCUCAGCUCUGGUCUCCUCUUUGGCUCCCCAGCCCUGGGGCUCCGCCACUCCCCACCCCAGCAGGCACCUGGCUGUCUUCCGUUCUGUUGAGGCAGGACUGCAGAAGGUCCCCUGGGUGGCACUCGUCUGGGCACACCAGCUGGGGCCCGUCAGCUCGAGCCUGCCCAGCGGGGCGGGGACAAGCCACAGCUGGGGACAGGCUGGCUGGGCCGCCCCUUC
Molecule: messenger RNA, 1934 nt
Organism: Mustela erminea (ermine)
Lineage: Eukaryota; Metazoa; Chordata; Mammalia; Carnivora; Mustelidae
Product: translation initiation factor IF-2-like
Exons: 3
Coding region: 1-885 (294 amino acids)
Source: RefSeq, a predicted model, not a curated record